Molecule: messenger RNA, 927 nt
Organism: Huiozyma naganishii CBS 8797
Lineage: Eukaryota; Fungi; Ascomycota; Saccharomycetes; Saccharomycetales; Saccharomycetaceae
Gene: MAK16
Product: ribosome biosynthesis protein MAK16
Exons: 1
Coding region: 1-927 (308 amino acids)
Biological process (GO): maturation of LSU-rRNA; maturation of 5.8S rRNA
Cellular component (GO): preribosome, large subunit precursor; nucleolus
Source: RefSeq, a predicted model, not a curated record
AUGUCCACCGAUGAGAUUGUAUGGCAGGUGAUUAGCCAGAGUUUUUGCUCGCACAGGAUCAAGACGCGGAACGGGCAGCAUUUCUGUCGGGACCCGUAUAAUGUGACUGGGUUGUGCACGAGGCAGUCCUGUCCGCUGGCGAACUCUAAAUAUGCGACGGUGAGGAGUGACAAGGGUCGGAUAUACCUGUACAUCAAGACUCCCGAGAGAGCGCACACACCGGCGAAACUGUGGGAGAAGAUUAAGUUGUCGAAGAACUACGUGACGGCUUUGAAGCAGAUCGAUGAGCAUCUGCUGCACUGGAAUAACUUCUUCAAACACAAAUGUAAGCAGAGGUUUACGAAAUUGACGCAGGUUGCUAUCACAGAGAGGAGGCUCGCUAUGAGGGAGGACGAGAGGCACUACGUCGGCGUCGCGCCGAAGGUCAAGAGGAGAGAGGAGAACAGGGAAAGGAAAGCGUUGUCCGCUGCUAAGAUCGAAAAGGCUAUUGAGAAGGAGUUGCUGGAUAGAUUGAAGUCUGGUGCGUACGGUGACAAGCCAUUGAACGUGGACGAGAAAGUCUGGAAAAAAGUUCUUGGGAAGCUGGACGACGAAAACGAGGACGAGGAAGUGGACGAAGAUUUGGAGGACUGGGAUGAAGAGGAGGAGAGCGAUGAUGGUGAAGUUGAGUAUGUGGCUGCUGAUGAGGAGAACGAGUACGUUGACGUUAACGAUCUAGAAAAAUGGUUGGCCGAUUCUGAUAGUGAGUACUCCUCUGAUGAAGAUGAUUCCUCCUCCUCUGAUGAGAGCAGUGACGAGGACGAGAAAACAGAUUCCAACAAGAGAAAGAAAACCAAGGCUCCUAAGGCUAAACGGCCUAGAGUCGAGAUUGAGUUUGAGGAGGAGACAAACUUACAACCUGCUGAACAGCAGACAACUGAAAACUAA